Adineta ricciae is the source of this 1059-nucleotide messenger RNA. Lineage: Eukaryota; Metazoa; Rotifera; Eurotatoria; Adinetida; Adinetidae. The record is from the annotation of a GenBank genome assembly.
AUGGCCCCUAUUCGAAAUGCUGCAGUUAUUUUCGCUGAAGUACCGACAGGAUAUCCGGAAGCUGGUAAACAUUUGAAGUAUGUUCAAGAUCGAACCAUCGAUCUCGACACUGUGGAUGUGCAAGACGGUAUUGUGACAAAAAAUCUUGUGGUUUCUAUUGAUCCUUAUAUGCGUGGACGAAUGCGAGAUGCCGAUAAAAAAAGUUAUUCAUUUGAAUUCACGCUCAAUGAACCAUUGCAGAACUUUUUCGUGGGCAAAAUUGUUAAAUCCGGCAAUACAAACUUUCCUGUAGGCCAAUAUGUGUACGGAAUGGGUGUCUACGAAGAAUAUACUGUUCAUCCAAAAGCUUCAACUGAUCACCUUCGGCUUUUGAGCGAAGCACAACUCAAAGCGGGCUUACAACUUACAACAUGGGUAGGAGCAGCUGGAAUGCCAGGUCAAACAGCGUAUCAUGGUUUUUAUGAUAUCGGAGAACCAAAGAAAGGUGACACGAUUUUCAUUACUGGAGCAUCAGGUGCGGUUGGUCAAAUCGUUGGACAACUUGCUAAACGUGAAGGUUUAACAGUAAUCGGAUCAGCAGGCUCUGAUGACAAAGUUAAGUGGCUCAAAGAAGAAUUGAACUUCGAUCAUGCAUUCAACUAUAAAACGGCCGAUGUCAAAGCUGAACUUGCCAAAUUUAAGCCAUUGAAUAUCUAUUUUGAUAACGUUGGCGGUGAUCAAUUGGAAGCUGCACUUGAUGCUGCUGAUAAUCACGCUCGAUUUAUUGAAUGUGGAAUGAUUUCUCAGUACAAUGAACGCGAUGCUCAUGGUAUUCGAAAUCUAUUUUUGGUCGUUGCUAAACGCAUAAAACUUCAAGGUUUUAUCGUUUUCGAUAAAUUUAGCGAUCCCGAAUUUUUCAAAGGAUUCUACUCGAAAAUCCCCAAAUGGAUUGUUAGUGGCGAACUUAAGAUUAAAGAAGAUGUUACCAAAGGUUUAGAAAAAGCACCCGAAGCGAUCAUUGGUAUAUUCCGUGGUAAUAAUUUCGGCAAAGCUGUCAUUCAAAUAGCUGAAGAUAAUUGA